Messenger RNA from Seminavis robusta, 408 nucleotides. NCBI's taxonomy places the organism in Eukaryota, Bacillariophyta, Bacillariophyceae, Naviculales, Naviculaceae. The record is from the annotation of a GenBank genome assembly.
AUGUGGUCCGUCCUUGCAGAUCUUAGAGGAGUACAAGCGGAGUCAGAUGCCGUCAUGGAGUAUACGGUGUGUGGACGACCAAGAGACAGUGUGGUUGGAAGCAUGUGCCUCCAACGUUAUUCCGAGUCUCCUCUCUUUCGGCUCAUUGUCUAUGGAGCCGAGGAGGGUGAUAUCGUUGCUUGUUUCUGCCUCCCUGUCGACUAUGCUUGGGGGUUUUCCUGGAAGAAAGUGAGAAGUGCAAAUGCUACAAGAGCAAUCAAAUUGGAGUGCAAGUUUCACUCGGAGAGCAUUGAAGCCUUGGAGUCUUUCAUCCUUCGGAUGCCCUACGGUGGAGAGGCAGAGCUGUUUGUGCAGGGGUUCCUCUUUGCUGAGCAGUGCGUUCGAGAUUCUUUGUCGAGUAUUGAAUAA